This is a messenger RNA of Photinus pyralis (common eastern firefly), 1764 nucleotides long. RefSeq lists its product as uncharacterized. The coding region runs from base 1 to 1764 and encodes 587 amino acids. The transcript has 2 exons. NCBI's taxonomy places the organism in Eukaryota, Metazoa, Arthropoda, Insecta, Coleoptera, Lampyridae. The record is from RefSeq and is a predicted model, not a curated record. Gene Ontology annotation, molecular function: aspartic-type endopeptidase activity. Gene Ontology annotation, biological process: proteolysis.
AUGCUAGCUACUAGAAAGCAACUUAAUGAGGAAAAUAUCGAUGCAUACAUACAGGCCUUAAAACUAUUAUCUAGAGAAUGCCAGUUUCAAAGCGUGGACGCCGAAACUAAUCGAUCUGACAAUAUACGUGACGCAUUUAUUUCGGGAAUCCAGUCAAAUAAGAUAAGACAGCGAUUACUCGAGAAUCUGACGUUAACCCUCGAUGAAGCGUACAAUCAAGCAUUAUCCUUAGAGAUGGCAGAGAUUAAUUCCCAACAAUACAACGUUAUUGGCUUAAACGCUGUUCAACAACUUGGAGGAGGAGUAUCACAGCCUGAAGAUCAGUGCGAGGAACAUACCGUCGCAGCUUCGCCCUCUUACAAGAGCUCUUACAAAAAUAAACGAAAAUGUUUCUUUUGCGGAAGUGGACGCAUUCAUCCCCGAAAGGAGUGUCCUGCUGUCAACCAAUCCUGUCAACUUUGUGAUAAGAAGGGACAUUUCGCGAUAGUGUGCCGCAGUAAUAAGCCAAAUAAUGCUGCAGUUUUGGAACGAGGAGAAAAUACUUCAGCAUGUAUAGGUAUUGUAGCAGCUUCUCCCAGCUCUUUAAAGAAAGCAACUGUAAUAGCAUAUAUUCAAGGAGUCCGAGCUGAAGCACUGAUUGAUACAGGUAGUAGUUUGAGUUUCAUAGAUGAAUCGUAUUUUAAUUUGUUACGACUUAAAAAGAAACCUAGUAACCAAUGUAUUUCAAUGGCUUCAACCUCUCUAACAUCACAAGUUGCAGGAGAAACCUGGGUAUCUGCUAAAGUCGGCCAGUACGAUUAUCAAAAUUUACAUUUACUGAUAGUGAAGGAUUUGUGCGCUGAUUUAAUUAUAGGUCACGAUAUUCUUAAAAAGCAUUCUUCUCUUGAAUUAAAUUUUGGUGGAACGAAAGAACCUAUCAAAGUGUGUGGAGUUGCGGCAGCUUCUGUACCUGCGGUACCCUUAUUUUCAAAUAUUUCUUCUGAUUGCAAACCUAUUGCUAUAAAGUCUCGAAGGUAUAGCGAAGAUGACAAGAAAUUUAUAAAAGAAGAAAUACGAAAACUGUUGAUGGAAGGGAUCAUCGAAGAAAGCACCUCUCCCUGGAGAGCUCAAGUUUUAAUUACGAAGAAUGCAACUCAUAAAAAGCGUCUUGUAAUCGAUUAUUCACAGACAAUAAAUAGGUAUACGCUGCUGGACGCAUAUCCUCUUCCAAAUAUGGAAGAAUUAGUAUCUAAUAUAUCGAAUUAUUCUAUAUUUAGUGCAAUCGAUCUGCAAAGUGCUUACCAUCAGAUCCCAAUCUUAUCCGAAGAACGACUAUAUACUGUUUUCGAAGCGCACGGAAACCUCUAUCAAUUUCGCCGAAUUCCGUUUGGUGUAACUAAUGGAGUGUCAAGUUUUCAAGGAGUUCUUGAUUGGAUCAUUAGAGAGGAAGAAUUGGAGGGAACAUACGUCUAUUUGGAUGAUAUAACCAUUUGCGGCAAAACUUUACAGGAGCAUGACAAGAAUCUCGAGAAAUUUAUGGCAGCCGCUUCCAAAUAUGGGCUGACUAUUAACAAAGAAAAAAAUAGUCGUGAAUCGACUGUUUCAAAUCGUCACUUAGCACCAUUGAAUCAAGAAGGUGAAAGAAUUCCGGAUAUGAUCAACAUAGAACAGCCAGAAACUUCUGAUUCAGACCAAUCACCUGUAGAGCAAGUUGGCGAACCAAGAUCGUUUUUGGAUUCAGAAAGUGAAAGAAUAGAACAGCCAGUAACUACUGAUUCAGACUAA